UUGAUUGCAGGCUUGAAUGAAAUGCUCAUUGGUAUCUUCCAGGCUGCGGCUGCAGAGGAGUCAUCAUGUACGCCUGGAUUUGAGUCAGAGCAGUUAAUAUUCAAAGUGACCAGAAAACACCUGAGGCAAGGCACACGACUGGGCAAAGUUGGCUUCAGUGACUGCACGGACCGCACCAGAUUUCUUUUCAGCACAGAUGACAGCCGCUUUCUGGUCCAAACAGAUGGCUUAGUAACGGUAAAGAGACAAGUUGUCCUUCAUGAGGGUCACCGGGUCUUCUUCAUCCACUCCUGGGACUCACAGGGUCAGAAGUUAACUGUACCUGCCAUGGUGCUGUAUGAUGGACAUCAUCAUGGGAAUAACAAUCUGAAGACUGAUCAUCACCACAACAUCCAGCUUCAUGAUCAGAUUGAGGUGGACUCUGCCACUACACAGGUAGGGAAGGCAUAGACUUGGGUCAGAAAAGGU
Poecilia latipinna (sailfin molly) is the source of this 468-nucleotide messenger RNA. Its product is annotated as cadherin-1-like. Gene Ontology annotation, cellular component: membrane. The transcript has 3 exons. NCBI's taxonomy places the organism in Eukaryota, Metazoa, Chordata, Actinopteri, Cyprinodontiformes, Poeciliidae. Gene Ontology annotation, molecular function: calcium ion binding. The record is from RefSeq and is a predicted model, not a curated record. Bases 22 to 450 code for a protein of 142 amino acids.